CCGGGUAGAACAAUUUAUUCCUACAUAGAAACACACCAGACCAACCAAUUCUGGACUCGUACAAGCGUGAUGGGAUAACCCACAAGCAUGGCGGAAGACGGGAGAGGAGAUCGAACCGCAGCGAAUUGUCAGCCCCUUCGCCGAUGCUUGCAUCGGUGAGUGUAGAUAAUCUGGCUUGAUCUUAUAUAUUGGUAUGGAAAUUUUUGUAUUUCACCGUUAAUAAUUCUCCAGGGAGGAAGGGACGAAGAAGAAGGACAAGAAGAGGAAAUCGCAGAAAGCAGAGAAAAAUGAAUGGGAGAAGGAAGAGACAGAUAGAGGAAAAUUGACUCAGCAGAAAGUGAAGGAGACGGAGAAGAGUCGCGUAGCAGAAGGGGUAGAGGCCACUCGUCGACGCUUAAGAGAAAGAGCUAAUUCCGGCUUGAAGCUCUUCAACCGGGAGAACGGAACCUGUUUUGAGAUGGCGGACUUGUUGAGUUGGAGCUUUCCGAUUGGCAGAUAUCCUGACUUCCACAGACACAUGAGCAUCACUGCUAAGCUUCCCGAAUGGGACUCUCCCAGGCGUUGUUUCCUUGAGAUUAAUGACAGUCCCCACCCAACACACUGUUUUAUCGUUCAAGUUGAUCCCGAAACAGCGAACAAUUUCUGUUCUUGUUGUCACGUAGAUUAUAAGGUCCUGCAUCCGCCCUCUGGUGGCUUUCGCAUUGGAUGGUUUGACUACCCAAAGGGUUUCACAGGACCUCGCUUCCCUCCAACAAUGAGCGCAAUGAGGAAAUUCUUUUUCAAAAAGUCACGCUUCUAGUUACAGGAGCCUCAAUCCUCGUUAAUUUAUGUUUGUACCUUAGUAUUUAUAUAUUUGUAACCUCCUCAUAGCUCUGCUAUUGUGCAAGCUCCUAUUUAUCUAUUUUGUACUCCCCUCUUAUCACUAAAAA
This is a messenger RNA of Cuscuta epithymum, 929 nucleotides long. Lineage: Eukaryota; Viridiplantae; Streptophyta; Magnoliopsida; Solanales; Convolvulaceae. The record is from the annotation of a GenBank genome assembly.